AGCAUCUGGGCCAAGUUAGGGGCGGCCGAGUUCAGCGCGCAGCAUCCGCAGGGUCGCAGGAGCGGAGGGGCGUCCGGGUUGGAACAACAGCUCAUGGGUUCCGACGUGCGGGACCUGAACGCGCUGUUGCCCGCCGUGUCCUCGCUGGGUGGCGGCGGUGGCUGUGCGCUCCCAGUGAGCGGAGCCGCGCAGUGGGCGCCGGUGCUGGACUUCGCGCCUCCGGGCGCUUCUGCUUACGGUUCGCUGGGCGCCCCCGCGCCUCCGCCCGCUCCGCCGCCGCCGCCGCCUCCUCCGCCGCCGCCCCACUCUUUCAUCAAACAGGAGCCGAGCUGGGGCGGCGCGGAGCCGCACGAAGAGCAGUGCCUGAGCGCAUUCACCGUCCAUUUCUCCGGCCAGUUCACCGGGACAGCUGGGGCCUGUCGCUACGGACCUUUCGGUCCUCCCCCUCCCAGCCAGGCGUCCUCCGGCCAGGCCAGGAUGUUUCCCAAUGCCCCCUACCUGCCCAGCUGCCUGGAGAGCCAGCCCGCUAUCCGCAACCAAGGAUACAGUACAGUCACUUUCGAUGGGACGCCCAGCUAUAGUCACACGCCCUCGCACCACGCUGCGCAGUUCCCCAACCACUCCUUCAAGCACGAGGACCCGAUGGGCCAGCAGGGCUCGCUGGGCGAGCAGCAGUACUCUGUGCCGCCCCCAGUCUAUGGCUGCCACACCCCUACUGACAGCUGCACCGGCAGCCAGGCUCUUCUGCUGAGAACGCCCUACAGCAGUGACAAUUUAUACCAAAUGACCUCCCAGCUUGAAUGCAUGACCUGGAAUCAGAUGAACCUAGGAGCCACCUUAAAGGGUCAUAGCACAGGGUACGAGAGUGAGAACCACACAACCCCCAUCCUCUGUGGUGCCCAAUACAGAAUACACACCCAUGGUGUCUUCCGAGGCAUUCAGGAUGUGCGGCGUGUCCCUGGAGUAGCACCAACUCUUGUCCGGUCAGCAUCUGAGACUAGUGAGAAACGCCCCUUCAUGUGUGCUUACCCAGGCUGCAAUAAGAGAUAUUUUAAGCUGUCCCACUUACAGAUGCACAGCCGGAAGCACACUGGUGAGAAACCCUACCAGUGUGACUUCAAGGACUGUGAGAGAAGGUUUUCUCGUUCAGACCAACUCAAAAGACACCAAAGGAGACACACAGGUGUGAAACCAUUCCAGUGUAAAACUUGUCAACGAAAGUUCUCCCGGUCCGACCACCUGAAGACCCACACCAGGACUCAUACAGGUAAAACAAGUGAAAAGCCCUUCAGCUGUCGGUGGCCCAGUUGUCAGAAAAAGUUUGCCCGGUCAGAUGAAUUAGUCCGCCAUCACAAUAUGCAUCAGAGAAAUAUGACCAAGCUCCAGCUGGCGCUUUGAGGGGUCUGACCUGGGGACAGUUCCAUGUCCCAGGCAGGACAGUGUGUGAACUACUUCCAAAUAUGAUUUGAAAUGCCUCUCACUCACCUACAAAGGACAUGGCUGUGGGUCUUCAUCCAGCUUCCAACAAGAUACCUGUGUGACUGGAUCCUACCAGAUUUGUCCAGAGGAGCUGGUCUGUGCUCUGCCUGCUUUUAGUUGACUGGUGAAGUGGCUUAUAGUGUCUUGUUAGUUGAAAGCCUUGUUGCCAUUUGGUCUGGAUUUUUCACUAUAAGAACUGUUGUUGAUAAUGUUCCUCUACCUUCCUCUUCUCCUUUUAUACUCAUUUUCACUAGGAAUGGAGCUAUUGUACCAUUUUCCAUCAGGGGAUAUUUAUAGGCCAGGGCAUGUGUAUGUGUCUGCUAAUGUAAACUUUGUCAUAGUUCCCACUUACUAACAGCACCAGUGAGAAAUAAAUCAGAGAACAAGGCAUCAGGGGCGAGUGUUGCCCAGCAUUCCAGAGGUCAGGCGGCUGCUAACCUGGAAGGCAGGAUGUAAUUUUACCAGGCAACUUUUAAAGCUCUUGGGUUUCUCAGUUAUUCAUUUUUAACGUUAGCACAGUGCUCUUUAAAAAACAAAAACAAAAACAAAAACAUAUGUUUGAAGAGCUGAGAUUUUUUUUUUAAUGUUUUUGAUUUUUUUUUUUUUUUACUUGUAAUUAAGUGCAUCGUAUGUUCUCACACAAAGGAAGUGGAAGAAUUCAUUUUCAUGAUCUGGGGUAUCCUUAGAGUGUACAGACCACACUGGCUAUGUGGCUUAAAGCUGUAAAAAUUAAAGUGACUUUAAAAGAAAAUAGGGGCUGGUCCAGGAUGUUCACUGAUAAGACUGUUCUUGAGUAACUUAAAUAUCUUUGAGUCUACAAGUAUGUGAAAAAAAAGAGAUGUACUAUUGUGAGGGAAUCCAUUGUUUAGAGGUGUGUGUGUGUGUGUUGUUGUUGUUGUUUUUAAAGGGAGGGGUUUAUUAAUUUACUGUUGCUUGAAAUACUGUGUAAAUAUAUAUAUGAUAAUGAUUUGCUCUUUGACAACUAAAAUUAGAAAGUGUAUGAAUAUUAGAUGCAUCACUGUGUGGGUGUUAAUCUUACAGUGUAUUGCUGAUAACACUAAAAAUGUAACCUGCAUUUUUCACUUUGCUCUCAAUUAAAGUCUGUUCCAAAAGAAAGUG
Nannospalax galili (Upper Galilee mountains blind mole rat) is the source of this 2598-nucleotide messenger RNA. RefSeq names its product WT1 transcription factor (gene Wt1). Gene Ontology annotation, cellular component: nucleus. The transcript has 9 exons. The record is from RefSeq and is a predicted model, not a curated record. Gene Ontology annotation, molecular function: DNA-binding transcription factor activity, RNA polymerase II-specific; RNA polymerase II cis-regulatory region sequence-specific DNA binding. Gene Ontology annotation, biological process: regulation of transcription by RNA polymerase II. NCBI's taxonomy places the organism in Eukaryota, Metazoa, Chordata, Mammalia, Rodentia, Spalacidae. Bases 94 to 1398 code for a protein of 434 amino acids.